GAGCCAGUCGCAAACCACACAUCAUCACCAACCACCAGCAUCAUGGCCAAACGAAGGACGAAAAAAUACACGCACGUCGGUGCCGCCAAGGGAGGAAUCCCCCAAGCCAAAGGCCCCCAAGGCAUUGCGAAAUCCGCAGCACGAACCCCGAAAUCGAUGGUGAUUCGCGUGGGCGCCAGUGAGGUCGGACACAGCGUCAGCCAGUUGGUGAAGGAUGUGCGGAGAAUGAUGGAGCCCGAUACGGCGUCACGACUGAAAGAGAGGAGAUCGAACAAAUUGCGUGACUAUACUACAAUGGCUGGACCGCUCGGUGUUACCAAUUUGAUGCUGUUCAGCAAGAGCGAGAGUGGGAACACAAAUCUUCGACUGGCAUAUACUCCUCGGGGGCCUACACUGCAUUUCAGGGUGGAGAAGUAUAGCUUGUGCAAGGAUAUCUAUCAGAGCAUGAAGAGGCCGAAGAGUGGAGGGCAGGAAUAUCUGACUGCGCCGUUAUUGGUCAUGAACAACUUCAUUACCAAGGACUUGGAUAGCAGCAGUAAAGACGCGCAGGAGAAGGCGAAGACGAAACAGUUGGAGGAUCUGGUCCAGCAAAUGUUUCAAGGUCUUUUCCCGCCUGUCAACCCGACGAGAACACCCAUUAACGGCAUCAAGCGCGUUCUACUCCUCGAUCGUGUCCCCCGGAAAGCUUCGGCCGAGAAUGACGACUCUGCGCCCUAUGUGCUGAAUGUUCGACACUAUGCCAUCGAAACCCGCACUGCACGCUCUGUCCCCAAAGCUCUGCGACGAUUGGACGCAGCUGAGAAGCUCUCUCACACGGGACAGAAACGAAAGCGAGCUCUGCCCAAUCUCGGCAAGUUGAACGAUGUAGCAGACUACCUUCUCGACCCCACAGCAGCAGAUGCAGAAGGGUUUACAAGUGGAAGCGACAGUGAAGUCGAGACCGACGCCGAAGUAGAAAUCACCACGACCAAACAGCGAAAGGUCAGCAAGCACGGCAAGAAAGCCACAGGCGCGAAUGGAACACAAGUCGCACAAUCAUCUCAGUCUUCGGCGAAGGACAAUGUGGAGAAAAAAGGUAUCAAAUUAUAUGAACUCGGGCCGAGAUUGAAGCUCCGCAUGACUAAAGUGGAAGAAGGACUGUGUGGGGGAAAGGUGAUGUGGCACGAGUAUUUCCACAAGUCGGAGAGUGAGAUCAAGGAGAUGGAGAAGGUGCAUGAGCAGCGGAAUCGGGAGAAGGCGGAGAGAAAGAAGGAGCAAAAGGCGAAUGUGGAGAGGAAGAAGCAAGAGAGGAGGGAUGCGAAGAGGGGGCAGGAGAAGGGUAAGGAUGGCGAGGAGGUGGAAGAGAGCGAGGAUGAGUUGGUGGAUUAUUGGGAGAGCGAGGAUGAUGAUGAUCAGUAUACAGGUGCUGGAGCGAGUGGCGAUGAAAUGGAGGAAGACGACGGGAGCGCAGAGGAAGGGGAUGACGAUGAGCAUGAAGAGGGAUAG
Sphaerulina musiva SO2202 is the source of this 1485-nucleotide messenger RNA. RefSeq names its product Brix-domain-containing protein. The coding region runs from base 43 to 1485 and encodes 480 amino acids. The record is from RefSeq and is a predicted model, not a curated record. Gene Ontology annotation, cellular component: preribosome, large subunit precursor. Gene Ontology annotation, molecular function: rRNA binding. Gene Ontology annotation, biological process: rRNA processing; ribosomal large subunit assembly. The transcript has a single exon. NCBI's taxonomy places the organism in Eukaryota, Fungi, Ascomycota, Dothideomycetes, Mycosphaerellales, Mycosphaerellaceae.